Messenger RNA from Colletotrichum graminicola M1.001, 615 nucleotides. RefSeq lists its product as uncharacterized. Bases 1 to 615 code for a protein of 204 amino acids. NCBI's taxonomy places the organism in Eukaryota, Fungi, Ascomycota, Sordariomycetes, Glomerellales, Glomerellaceae. The transcript is spliced from 4 exons. The record is from RefSeq and is a predicted model, not a curated record.
AUGAAACAACAACCUCUGGCCAUCACCCGACCCAGAACAGAGGCCGAGGUCUCCGCAGCUCUGAGUUUCAAGCUCUCAAAGUUCCUGCAGCAGCACCAACUCCUCACGCCCAAUGACUGGCGUCCGACUGUAGGCAUCGCAGACUGGGCCCUCGGCGGAGGAUACGGCUAUGCAAGCGCAAUCCUUGGCGCACGUGUCGCUCUGAGGGGCGAUGGCAAUGGCAACUUUGGCAUCGUCGAGAUCCAAAUCAAGCUUUAUCCCCAGACCGGCUUCCUGGCCGGAUUCCUCGGAUUCCCCGCCGUAGAGGCCGGUGACGUGCUGACCAACCAUCCGCCUCCAGGAGCAGCUUGCGCAACAGUCAUCCACACCGCUCAUGGACGAGCCCUCGACAAGAAACUGGGGCCACGUUACCCGCUGCGCACGAGGGACCGCAUCGCGGCGAUCUCAGCAGGCAUAGUCGACGCCACAGCGCAGGCAGCUGAGUACGAGGAGUACAAAAACUGGGCGGCCACAUACGGCGAGGGGACGGUGGCUAGGCUGAAGGAGGAGGUCAAGAAAAAGCUUGAUCCCGCAAACGUCUUCAAGAACGGCCACCCGCAACUGGGCCUGCUAUAA